Saccoglossus kowalevskii is the source of this 1838-nucleotide messenger RNA. RefSeq lists its product as uncharacterized. Gene Ontology annotation, biological process: proteolysis. The record is from RefSeq and is a predicted model, not a curated record. Gene Ontology annotation, molecular function: serine-type endopeptidase activity. NCBI's taxonomy places the organism in Eukaryota, Metazoa, Hemichordata, Enteropneusta, Harrimaniidae.
AUGGCGGAGAGAAGGUCCAAACAUAGCUCCACGCACUCGAGGCGAAAACAGCGAAAAUCGUGCAAAAUACCUGUGAAUUUCUGGAGAGCAGUAAUAGCAGAAUGUCUGUGUACUUUCUUUUUUAUGAUUAUUGUGUGCGCCGCGCAUUUGGAAUGGAAUGGUCGACGUCCCAGUGUGGUGGAAAUCGCGUUGACGUUGGGUUUAGCUGUCAUGGUAUUGGUGCAAUGUUUUGAACAUAUCAGUGGAGCCAAUAUGAACCCAGCAAUAACAAUAGCCAUGUUGCUAGGCAGGAAAAUCGGCAUUAUUCGAGCUUUUCUGUACAUGGCUGCUCAGUGUUUAGGAGCAAUAACAGGAACAGCUGUUAUGACUGGAUUCGCACCAGAGGAAAUACGUGGCAGUCUUGGGAUGUCUGUUUUAUCUGAUUUGAUUUCAACAUUGGGUGGGUUUGGAGUUGAGUUUCUCAUCACUUUCAUUUUAGCCUUCACGGUGAUGGCUUCCAAUGACCCUAAUAGGAAAAUACUGGGAACAUCAUCACUUCCUGUUGGUGCAGCUUUUGCUCUUAAUACUCUUUGGGCGUAUAAUUUCACCGGUGCCAGUAUGAAUCCGGCCAGAACACUGGGGCCGUUUCUUGUACUCAGCACGUGGACCAAUCACUGGGAUGGAGUCGACAGAGAUGGUUUCAUCGAUGGGCUGCUCGAAGUCCAUUCCUUCAGUGUUGAGAUUGUUCGACGAUUUACCAUCAUUAAUGCGUUCUCUGCUGAACUUAUGCCGAAAGCAUUGCAUUUCGUUCAACGUAUGGAUGGAGUGAAAUAUAUUGAACAGAAUGGUUUGGUGUUCGCCGAUCAGAGUAUUGCCAGCUGGGGACUGGACCGCGUUGACCAGAGGUACCUCCCACUCGACGAUGUCUUCGUACCCGAAGGCGAUGGUGCUGGGGUCAAUGUAUAUGUCUUGGAUACUGGUAUUCGGUUCGACCACGUAGACUUUGGUGGCCGGGCUGCUCCCUUUUACGAUGCCAUUGGUAACCCACCAGAGGAUGGCGACUGCAAUGGACAUGGAACUCACUGCGCAGGUACAGUUGGUGGUGAGGCUCACGGCAUCGCAAAGAAGGUAAACCUUUGGAGCGUGCGGGUUCUGAGAUGCACUGGGUCUGGUCCAAGGGACGCUAUCAUCGAAGGGUUGGAAUACGUGCGUGAAAACGGCACACUUCCCGGCGGUAUUUCUAUGUCAAUCGGCGGAUCCGCGUCAGAGGCUUACAACGACGUUGUCAAUUCCGUAGUGUUGGCUGGUUUCUUUGUUUCCGUGUCUGCUGGUAACGAUGGUCGUGAACAUGGCGAUGCUUGUCUGAAAUCCCCUGCAAGUGCUGAGCUGGCGAUUGCUUGCGGUGCCACUGACAGUAACGACGUUCGAGCGGAAUAUUCAAACUGGGGUGUAUGCAUGAACAUCUUUGCUCCUGGUGACCAGAUCACAAGCUGUACCGAUGACAGUCCCAUAUCCACUGGUGUCAAGAGUGGUACUUCAAUGGCAUGUCCCCACGUGGCUGGUGUGUGCGCAGUGAUUGUUGGCAAUGAUCCCACAUUAACACCUAGCGAAGUCUGGAAGAAGAUCCAAGAAGAUGCAACACAAGGAAUUGUUGGAGACGCCAAAGAAGAGGAUGGAACGCCAAACCUUCUUGUGUAUAACAGUUUGAAUUAUUCACCUCAGUGAAGAGCCAAUCAGAAGACGCGUCUCUACGCAUAUCAAAUUAAUUAAACACAUUGAGUGUAAUUAACUCAACUUGUAUCAGAUUUUACCUCGUUUCUAUUUGUAAUAGAUCAAUACGAACUAAUAAAGCUGCGAUC